Camelina sativa (false flax) is the source of this 787-nucleotide messenger RNA. RefSeq names its product NAD(P)H-quinone oxidoreductase subunit O, chloroplastic. Lineage: Eukaryota; Viridiplantae; Streptophyta; Magnoliopsida; Brassicales; Brassicaceae. The record is from RefSeq and is a predicted model, not a curated record. Gene Ontology annotation, cellular component: plasma membrane. Gene Ontology annotation, molecular function: oxidoreductase activity, acting on NAD(P)H, quinone or similar compound as acceptor.
UUUGAGACCAUUGCGGUCUUAUCCCAAAACUCAGAAGAACACAGAAAAUUUUCUUGGUGGUCUCUCUAAUGGCAUUUUCAGCGAAUUUGUCUCAGCUUUCUUCUCUUUCUACCAUCUCCUCUUCGUUGCCAUUUUCUUCUAGUAGAUUCCCUCUUCGAUCUCUACCUCGAUUCACAGUCAAAGCAGAAGCAGAGAAAGAGAAGAAACAGAGCACACAGGCCAAGUCCGAUGGGGAAGCACCACCAGCUGCCACCAAAACGCCUAAAACUCUUCCCAAGAAACCGGUUUACUCGAUGAAGAAGGGCCAAAUCGUUCGUGUGGACAAAGAGAAGUACCUCAACAGCAUCAAUUACUUAUCAGUUGGACAUCCUCCUUUCUACAAAGGACUUGAUUACAUCUACGAAGACCGCGGCGAGGUACUUGACCUUCGUGUCUUUGAGACUGGGGAGUAUGCACUGGUUGGAUGGGUUGGUAUCCCGACUGCACCAGCUUGGCUACCAACAGAGAUGUUAAUCAAGUCUGAGAAACUUGUUUACGAGCGAAUGUAAAGUCCAGAAGCUUCCAAGAAGCCUCCUUUGGAAAUUGGAAUGAAACUGAUACGAAGGUUGUCUGUUAAGCUGGAGAUAAACGAUACUUAACAAUGCUGCCUAUCAUGAUUAUGUCUCCGAGUGUUUGAGAAAUAAUCAGUGUUACCUAACAAAAAUGUUCUGGAAUGUAAAGACAUAUGCUUAUAGAUUGAACCAACUAUUAUAAGAAUGCAGCCUCAGUAGAUGCAUUCCUUAACGAA